Ostreobium quekettii is the source of this 756-nucleotide messenger RNA. The record is from the annotation of a GenBank genome assembly. NCBI's taxonomy places the organism in Eukaryota, Viridiplantae, Chlorophyta, Ulvophyceae, Bryopsidales, Ostreobiaceae.
AUGGCAGCCCAGAUGACCAAGGCUUUCGCCGGCACCAGCCUGAAGACCGUCCCCGUCCAGGGCAAGGGCACCCGCCAGGUGACCAAGGCCGCCAUCGAGUUCUACGGCCCCAAUCGCGUCAAGUGGCUCGGGCCGUUCUCCGAUGGCGCCACGCCAUCAUACCUCACGGGUGAGUUCCCCGGCGACUACGGAUGGGACUCCGCCGGCCUGUCCGCCGAUCCCCAGACCUUCGCCGCCUACCGCGACGCCGAGGUGAUCCACGCCAGGUGGGCCAUGCUGGGCACCGUGGGCUGCCUGACCCCGGAGCUGCUGUCUAAGUACGGCGGCGUGUCGUUCGGCGAGGCGACGUGGUUCAAGGCCGGGGCACAGAUCUUCAGCGACGCCGGGAUCGACUACCUGGGCAACCCCAGCCUGAUCCACGCGCAGUCCGCCCUCGCCAUCCUGGCCUGCCAGGUUGUCCUGAUGGGCUUGGCCGAGUCCUACAGGGUGAACGGCGGCCCCCUGGGCGACGGCCUGGACCUCACCUACCCGGGCGAGGCCUUCGACCCCCUGGGCUUGGGCGACGACCCCAACACCCUCGCCGAGCUGAAGACCAAGGAGAUCAAGAACGGGCGGUUGGCCAUGUUCGCCAUGUUCGGCUUCUACGUGCAGGCAAUCUGCACCGGCAAGGGCCCCGUCGAAUGCUGGGCCUCUCACAUCGCCGACCCCUUCAACGUGAACGGAUUCAACAUCUCCACCAAGUUCACCCCCCAGUAA